This is a messenger RNA of Myxocyprinus asiaticus (Chinese sucker), 4002 nucleotides long. Its product is annotated as interferon lambda receptor 1-like. The transcript has 8 exons. The record is from RefSeq and is a predicted model, not a curated record. Lineage: Eukaryota; Metazoa; Chordata; Actinopteri; Cypriniformes; Catostomidae. Bases 386 to 1759 code for a protein of 457 amino acids. Gene Ontology annotation, molecular function: protein binding.
GACAGUGUAAGCCUUAAAAUAUUCUUCUCUCAUCCUGCGUAUAAUGUUUAGACAAAGAAAUAUAUAUUUUUUAUUCCUCUUUUAGAAAUUACAUUGAGAUAUAUCUUGAAUUUGACAUCCCCUAAAGACAUUUCUUUAAGGAAAAGAGUGACGCUUUUUAAAAAGAGAUGUGGUGUAAUGUGCUGCAAAUUAUCAGUGAUCUCUGGUGAAGAAAAGGAUUGUACUCCACUUUUGAAGGCUAGAUUGAAGAUAAACUUCAAAGCGUCUACCAUGGUCAUCGUUUUAAGGGUUUGAUAUGGUUUGAUGACAAAAUGACCUGGUUUAUAUCCUGCAUCUUCACAUUGCUCCAAAUAUCUGUGAUUCCAUCUAAAGGUAGAGUAUAGCAAUGCUCUCUCCCCCAAAUAAUUUGAGUGUGGGAUUACUGGAUUUUAAGGCUACAGUUGAAUGGCUUCCUGGACAAGGGAACCCUCCAGGCACCAGAUAUACUUUGGAGUUUAUACUUGUACAAAACAUGGCUGGAAGAAAGUGGAAUCAGUCUGCAAACUGCACUAACACAGCCAUGUUGAAGUGCGAGUUGACCUUUGACCGGCAACCUGACGACCUCUUUGGGAAUUACUUUGUGAGGGUCAAGACCACAUUUAAAGGAACAAGCUCCAACUGGACAACUAUAUCGAAGUCUUUCCAGCCAUAUGGAGACUCUCGUCUGAGUUCCCCAGAUGUAAAUGUCUCAACUGACCAACAGUCCAUUAACAUUACCUUCAAUCACUGGCUGAAAUUAAAACCAGAUAUCAUACUCCACCUGAAAUUCUACUUAUUCCUGUUUGAGAACAAUUCUAUCGGGGAAUCAAAGUUUGUAGCAAUGACAUCAACCUCAAAUUCCUUCUACACUUUUCCUGAUGUGCCUUCUGGCAAGAGCUACUGUGUUAAUGUUUCUGCCAGUCAUCACCAGGCCUCACGUAACGAGAACUUCAACACCACCAAAUGUAUCUUCUUGUCAGAUUCUCCUGGAAGCUCUUCAACCAUAAAGGUGUACGUUGUGGCAAUGCUGCUGAUUACGUUUUUAACUGGAAUUGUUUUGACAUUCAUUUGUCUUAACCACAUGAGGCCUAAAAUGAAGAAUCUCCGCAUUCCAAAAUCUCUGUUCGUCAUUGCAGGAACUAAAAGAGUCCUAAAUCUGACCCCUGUGGAACUCCAAACAAUUACACUGACAUUGCAGAAGGUUCUUAUGAACACAGAGGACUAUGUUUCUGCAUUUGAGGAGGACAGCUCUCUUUUUUAUCACCAGAGAGAAUGCAUUACUAAUGUUAUAAUUUACCCACUGUCCACUGUCAAUCAAGAACCUUCUAUCUACCUACCCAAUCCAGAUGAGAAGGCCGAGAAUUUACAUCAGCAUUUCUUAAAGUACAGCCUAGCUACUGAUAUGGAAAAGAGUGAGGAAAACAUAAUAUCUGAUAAAUACGAUGACAAUAUUUCUUCAGCUUCAAACCUUUUGAGAUUUACCUUGCCUGACUUCCCACAAACGAUUACUGUGAACAAGCUUCCGAAGUCAGAAAUGGAUAGAGAUCAUGUAGAGGACAUGAUGAUGGAGAAUGAGACUUGUCCUCAGUCAUCAGGCUAUCUCUGUGGAUUAAAGUUUCUUGUGGAGGAUGAGGAGGAUGAGGAGGAUGAGGAGGAUGUGGAGGAUGUGGAGGACGACUUCCUGUUGCCCAAUUCUUUCUCAGACAGUGGAUAUGAACCAAGGCAAGAUCUACAUAUUUAAAAAAAACUGGAGACAUUUAGUGACCUUUAGAUAAGAAGGCAGACAGUGGUCUGAAAUUUAUGGCUCAUCAUAUUCCAUAUAUCUAAACUGAAUGUUAAAAGACCCUUGAGGGGGAUCAAAGUAUCCUGAACCAGUACUUCCGAAGGUGGAGCUUGCAACCCACUACAAACAAAACUGAAACAUGUGUCUUACACCUGAGCAACCAAAGUGCAAAUUUGAAAUUUGGUGACAAAGAGGUUCAGUCUGUAAAUCAUUCAUAAUAUCUGGGCAUCUCACUGGAUUGGACGCUGACAUACUGUACAAACAAGAUGUGGAGAAGAGCACCGAGAAAGUAAAUUCUAACAUCAACUUGGUGAGGAAACUUGCCGAAACCAGAAGGGGAGCUAACGAACAGACUACACACACUGCAACAUUGACACUUGCCUGCUCAAACAGCACAUAUACAAAAGUAGAUGUCAACUGAAGGAGCAUUCAGGUAAACUGAGCUACCUUGGCUCCCAGUGCUUGCCAACUUUGUUCCACUUAACAUCAGCCAUGCACGUUUUCACUAUCGGGCCAGUGCGAGCCAGGGCUAUCAACUGCUCAGCCAGUGCUAAUAGCCUCGGGCCUCGAGCAGCAAGACCAAAAUCGAUCUGCAUUCCCACCAUCGGGCCAAUAGCCCCGCAGAGUUGCCUUAAUACGCCACCCUGGUGCCAAUGUCACACACACCACCCAUUUUACAAGCAAGAGGGAAGCUCAAGGUGAAGUAUCAGACUCUGGAGACUAACUAGCCCUUAAAAUGAACAUGGUGGAGACUGAAGCUGCCGUUUGUUGCCUUAUUUUGGUCUUUGCUUGGUGGGAAGCGAGACCUGACUCCGCCUUUGACACUGACCCUGCCUCAAUCCCCAGUUGGCCUUCUUUGGCCCAAAGGUAAUCGCAGGCCAAAGGCACUUUGCCGUUGCCCCCGAGGAGGCACGAUGAAGCCCUGGAAACACGGCUAUUGCUUGAGACAUAAAGUUGCAGCCAUACAUUAUCUUGAGAGCUGUCGAUGACACAAGAACUCUUGACCUUCCAGAUACUGGCAAAAUUGGACCUUCUUCCAACACCUGUUUGGACACUCAGCCCAGCCAGUGGUCUGGCAGAGAGGUGUAGAGAAGUUUUUUUUUUAUCUCAACCUUGCUGGUUAAUUGCCACCUUGUCACUGACUCAGCAUACAGAUUGCUCGGUUUCGAGCUGAAGCUCCGUGAGUGGGUCAUGUUGAACAGGCCUACCUCAUUCAUAAGUUGACAGUUGCAGAUUCUGCAGCAGGUGACUGUGCUUGUAAGACAAUUGACCAUCUGUAAAUGAAUCCUCGUCCAUAUACUUUGAUGGCGAUCUUCAGGUGUUACAUGAAGCAACUCCUGAUACAGUGCAAUAUCUGAUUGAUCUGGACACUUGAAAAUGUCUUAAUGUCAUUAAGUUAGAUACAACACAUCAAAUCAAGUAGCAUCAGCAAAAAUAAAUAUGAUCUCAGAACUAACUUCAAUUUUUUGUGCUAUUUUUGUAAUUACUUGUAACCAUAUGGUGUUAAAAUUAUUUUUUUGUGGAUAUAUGAAGUAAUUUCCUCUCAAGUUCACACAAGUGUCCUUGCAGAGUGAACAUAUUUGCACGGGUAGUUCAUCACAUUAACUAUGAACAUGGUCCUCUAAAUUUUGUCAACCAGAAAGUUUCCAAAUACUUUUUUGUCUUCAUUUUUAGCUGUACAUCUAUGGCUUUUAUAAUUUCAAACCUAACAAACUAGAGGUAGACCGAUAUAUCUGUUUUACCAAUUAAUCUGCCGAUAGUUGCUUUUUGAAAUUAUCGGGUUAUCGGCAAAAAUCUAUGCAGAUAGUUGCAGAUUUUAAUUUUUUUAUUCCUCCAUGUUCCUCUGUGGCCAGCACUGGGAGAAUCUACUGUUAAAAUUUCUUGAUUCUACAGUAUAACAGCGGCCUGUAGCGAUGAAAUUAAAACAAUCACUAACACCUUUUUAAAUUUAAGUCUUUCAUCAUUGACAAUAUUCAUCCAUAUUUUUAUCCUCACUUCAAUGCAUAUUUUGAUUAGAUAAUCAAGUGUUCUAAAUUGAAGCAAGGAUAUGCAAAGAAAAAUGCUACAAUAUGGGAACGUACCCCUGUCAGCACAUACAUCAGGUCUCCAAUUUCAUAUCUUGUGAAUAAUAAUAAAUUUAUUCCUCAUUAAACCUCAUCUGGUGAAAUAUAAAUGUGUAUACAUAUACACAUUACUAUUUU